AUGUCGCGGCAUGAGAAAAAGGUUACUAGCGAGGAUGACGCCUGGAGUAGUAUGAUGUAUUUUUCCGAUGGGGCGGAGAGCAGGCGGAGUGGGAUCCGAAAGGACGAGGAGAAGAAUGCUGGGAGAAGAGAAGAGAAGAGGAGAGGAGGAGAAGUCGAAGAUAAGAAUGGGGCCACGCCAGGACAACAUACGCGUAUUGACGACAGUACACAUACUACCCUAACUAGUAAGGCCGAGGGACGUCGUAUCGUAUGCUCGGACGGGACUAGAGUCCUCCCGGUCCCGUACUUUAUGUGUCACUGGUCCACUCCAUCCACCGCCAAAAGUAACCUCAGUGGUACUUCCCAGUUUAACGUCAAUGCUAUCAACGCUGCCAACUCGACCACCACUGACAACUCUGACAACUCUGACCAGGGGCAAGCUCUUGAUUGGAAAAAGGCCAGGCACAAAAGUUAA
Messenger RNA from Paracoccidioides lutzii Pb01, 456 nucleotides. RefSeq lists its product as hypothetical. The transcript is spliced from 3 exons. The record is from RefSeq and is a predicted model, not a curated record. The coding region runs from base 1 to 456 and encodes 151 amino acids.